Messenger RNA from Nicotiana attenuata, 483 nucleotides. RefSeq lists its product as uncharacterized. The transcript is spliced from 2 exons. The record is from RefSeq and is a predicted model, not a curated record. NCBI's taxonomy places the organism in Eukaryota, Viridiplantae, Streptophyta, Magnoliopsida, Solanales, Solanaceae. The coding region runs from base 1 to 483 and encodes 160 amino acids.
AUGGCAAUUAAGUUAGUAGUUGAAGGAAGCACUGUGAAUGUCAUUAGCGCUUACGCGCCGCAAGCGGGCUUGGACGAGGAGGUAAAAAGGCGAUUUUGGGAGGCGUUGGAUGAGGUGGUGCGGGGAGUUGGAGGGAAGGUUGGCGACUAUGGAGCCUGGAAGAGUGGUGGGGAUGCUAGCGUUAUGUGGACGGCGACAUCGGACUGUAUAAGGGAGGUAACGAGAGAGGUGUUAGGGGUCUCGAAGGGAUACUCAAGCGGGCACCGAGACGACUGGUGGUGGAACGACGUGGUCCAGAGUAAAGUGGAAGCAAAGAAAGCGGCUUACCUUAAGUUAUUGGAGAGCACUAACGAGGAGCAGAGGAGAGUGAACAGAGAAAGAUAUAAGGAAGUUAGGAGGGAAGCGAAGCUAGCGGUCAUAGAGGCUAAGACUGCUGCGUUUGGGCGGUUGUAUGAGGAACUGGGGGGUAAAGGUGGGGACUAG